ACAUUUAGCCUUCACACAGUCAACAACAAGACACAGGAGGAGAUCCAGUUUCAGACCCAUUCGAUGCCUUUAAUACUGACUACAAUCUUUAGGAAACAUGGAGAAAGCUACGCCUGUCAAAGAGCUGAAAGUUUUACUUGUGGGAUCAAACAGCUCCCGGAAAUAUCUGGUUGGAAACAUCAUCUUGGGAAAACAGGCAUUUGAAUCAGAUGUAACAGUCUGUUGUGAGGAGGGAGAAGGAGAAGUGUGCGGGCGAAGAGUCACAUUGGUCAAAGCCCCCGGGUGGCUGCGAGGAUACGACCUCUGUAAUACACCUGAACUGGUCAAGACAGAAGCGACUCUCAGCGUCACACCUGGACUGCACAGUUUUAUCCUGGUGAUUAAUGCUGAAAUACCAUUCAAGGACGAGUACAGGAAGACAACAAAGAAGCACUUGCAACACUUUUUUGGUGACAAGGUGUGGGAUCACACGAUAGUGGUCUUCAGCCACAGAGGUCAGAUUGACCAGGAAACCAUUGAGGAUUACAUCAAGAGUGAAGGGGCUCCACUUCAGUCACUUCUGGAGGCCUGUGGUAACAGAUACCAUGUCCUCUGUGAUGAUGGCACAGACAACAGCGAGAAAGUCAAAGAGCUGUUUGAGAAGAUUGAUGACAUGGUGGCUAAAAACAGCUGUUAUGAAGCAGACAGCACGCUGAUAGAAAAUGCUGAGUUGAAGAGGAAGGAAGUGGACAAAAAAGCUGAGGAGUUGCGUCUGCAAUCACAACAACAAAGGGAAAAGCUCAGAGAUCUCAUGACAGAACCAACACUCAGCCUGAGUAUCUUGAUGGUCGGCUGGGUGUUCUCCGGGAAGAGCGCGUCUGGGAACACCAUUUUUAAAGCUGACGUGUUUCAGGCUGGUGACAAAACAAAGAAAGCUUCAAAGCAAAGUGGCAAGGUGGCUGGUAGGGAGGUCGUCAUCGUGGACACUCCUGGAUGGUGGAAAUUCUUCCCAGCAACGUUCACCCCAAAGCCUUUGAAGGCUGAGAUUUUAAACGGGGUCUCUCUGUGCUCUCCUUCACCAAAUGUCAUUUUGCUGGUUUUGCCUCUUGACACAUCGUUCACUGAUGACCAAAGAAGAGUCACAGAGGACAACAUGAGGCUGCUUGGACAGAGAGUGUGGAGACAUGUUAUUGUGCUGUUUACAUACAAAGACAGUUUGGGGGAUAAAACUAUUGAGCAACACAUUGAAAGUGAAGGAAAGCCUCUCCGAUGGCUCAUUGAGAAAUGUGGGAAUCGAUAUCAUGUCCUUAACAAUAUGAGCACAGAUGAUGAUCAAGUUAGAGUGCUGCUGGAGAAGAUGGAGGAGAUGGUGGCAGGAAACAGCUACUUUUACCUCAGUGCCUAUCCUGAUGGAGAUUAUACAAAACAUCAAGAAGACAGAAGUGACAGUUCUGUGACAGAAAUCAAAGAUGAGAACACAACCAAGAAGAUCACAGAACAACUUACCGUCGAAUGGGAUCGCAAGAACUGGGAAAAACACCAUUGUGAAGGAAGCAUGGACUUACCACCAGGCAUGAGAGAAGCUGGGCAGAGCUCUCAGGGGUCUGAUGCAGAAGAAGAGCGAAUGGAGCAUGAAGACGACCAGUUCAGGAGCUGCUUUGGUUCUGAAGGAGACGGUGAAGAUGAUGUAGGAUCUGGACCUCUGAGCAGAUGGAGGGAACUGCUGGAGAGAGAGUGGAGCAGAAGAGAGGUGGCCAUGGAGCAGGCCUUCUGGACACAGUUCUACAAUCCUGUAGCAGCCCCCUCUGAGCCAGAUAGUGAACUGCUGCUGAAAUCAAGGGAAAAAGUUAAAAGUUGGCUGAAAGGUUCAACAUCUGAGUAUGGGACGGCCUCGAACACCAGCGACCAGACAAAGGAAGAUGGUAUCUGUUUUGGCCAAGAACCCCGCUCAACACCAGGCGGAGGGGCGCCUUAGAGAAGGAAGAAAUCUUAAAAAAAAAAGAAAUAAUGCCCUUUUUUUCU
Molecule: messenger RNA, 2001 nt
Organism: Acanthopagrus latus (yellowfin seabream)
Lineage: Eukaryota; Metazoa; Chordata; Actinopteri; Spariformes; Sparidae
Product: GTPase IMAP family member 8-like
Exons: 5
Coding region: 98-1954 (618 amino acids)
Molecular function (GO): GTP binding
Source: RefSeq, a predicted model, not a curated record